Molecule: messenger RNA, 1411 nt
Organism: Acanthisitta chloris (rifleman)
Lineage: Eukaryota; Metazoa; Chordata; Aves; Passeriformes; Acanthisittidae
Product: lamin-L(III)-like
Exons: 10
Source: RefSeq, a predicted model, not a curated record
GAACUCAAAAACAGAAGCUGAUUUCAGCCUAGCCCAGAGCAGCCUGAAGGACCUGAACGCGCAGCUGGUGGCGAAGGAAGCUGACCUGGCAACAGCCCUGAAUGAGAACCGAGCCCUGGUCAACCAGCUCCGUGAAUUAAAGGAGCAAGUCGUCACUAUGAAUAUGUCACUGGAAGAUACUAAAAAGCAUCUCCAUAGUGAAAUGCUGAGGAGGGUGGAUGUAGAAAAUAAUUUGAAAACUGUGCAAGAACAAAUGGCGUUCCAGAAUCUCCUUCAUGAAGAUGAGCUCAAGGAGGCAAAGAGAGUCCAUGAGAGCAGAGUAGCAGAACUAAAUUCUGGUCUUCAGAGAGAGUAUGAAAGUAAGUUCUUGUCUGUUCUGCAAGAGCUCAGAAAACAACAUGAAGAACAAAUUCAAGGAUACAGAGAGGAGGUGGAGCGAACAUGCCGUGCAAGAAUGGAGAAUGCCAAGCUAGCUGCAGUAAAACAAGGUGAGUUUGCCCAUGCUGCUCAGGAGGAGCUGAUGGAAGCCAGGAAGAGAGCUGAUAGUCUGCUAUCUCAACUUAAUCAAUAUCAAAGCAAGACUGCUGCUAUGGAGAACAAAAUAAAGGAGCUACAGGACAUGCUGGAUUAUGAUCGUGAUUUCCAUCGAAGGCGUAUAGCUGAAAAGGAACAAGAAAUACUCCAAGUUCAGAAGCAGGCACAAACACAGCUGGAAGAAUAUGAGCAUCUCUUAGAUGUGAAACUGGCUCUGGAUUUGGAAAUAAGUGCCUACAGAAAGAUGCUGGAAGAAGAGGAACAGAGGCUAAACCUGUCACCCAGUCCAUCCUCACAAAGCACAGCAACUCCAGCAACAAGUCAAGGGCGACGGUUCCUACACGGGAAGAAAAGGAAACUGAAAGAAACCAAAAAGAGAGAGCUUGGUGCUGCAUUUGAGACUAUUCAGCAUGCUUCAGCCUCUGGAAAUAUAUCUAUUGAAGAGAUUGAUGCAGAUGGGAAAUUUGUCAGGCUUAAAAAUAACUCUGAUGAGGAUCAGCCACUCCAUGGAUGGGUGCUGAGGCGACAUAUUGGAACUGUGUCAGAUGUUAUUUACAAGUUUCCUUCACGGUUCAUUCUUCAGGCAGGCCAAGUAGUUACAAUAUGGGGUGCAGCUGCUGGUGCAAGCCCAGGUCCUAGUGAUCUCAUCUGGAAGUCUCAGAAGUCUUGGGGAACUGGAGAUAAUAUUGAUGUUACUCUUAUCACAGAUGAUGGUGAGGAACUCGCAGAGAGGAAGAUAAUGCUUGUACCCAGAGGAGAAGAAAGCAGUGAGCUAGAUGAUGACUAUGAAGAAAUAACUGGCAGCGAAAUGGAGUUUGCAUCUCAGGGAAUGCUGUUUCAACUGGACUACAGAACCAAGUACAGCUUGAAACUCUGA